CGGAGAGGAGGGGAGAGGGUCUCCUGUCUGAUCCUUUGUCAUGGGAAGACUUUACUCUGCUGUUUCAUACACUCAGAGAGGAGGGAGAGGACUUCAGCUUCAGCAACAACAGACACACCAAAAAACCCAGUGCAACUAUGUGAAUGGGACAGAAAACAAAGGGAGCACAGCACACAGGGCCCAGCUGAAUCCUACAUCCUCAGACCGAAUCAGAGAAAGGAGGUCAGUGUAAUGAACAGCAUGCUUCCUCAAAGGAGUGCUGUCGCCACUCUGGGCUACAACUCUGACUGUGUGAAGAUCGAGCACAGCAGCAGUGGCUCAGUGGGUGGGACAUUGCUGAGGGGCUCCCGCUCCAAGGCAGAGCUACAGGAACUGAUGGAGACGCUGCAGCGCAGGAAGAGUGCUCUGGAGGCCAGCUUGAGGGCAGCUGAGUGCAGCCGCAAGUACCUCAGCGUGCCUUCUCCUGUUGGAUCCCAGUCCACCAGGCCGCUGUCAGUCCUCAGCAAUACCGAAAGGCCUCCAUCUGCCUCCAGAACAUUCUCCUACAUGACCAGCAGCAGCGUGCCUCCAUCACCACGUCAAGGUGAACGCCAGCUGAGCACCAACGGUUUGCUUCGCCAUUCCCACUCUCGCCACCAGUCACAAGACAGUCUGCUCCUUUCUAAUGCAGCAGAUGGAAGCUCUCUGCUCUCCUCCUACGGGCAGCCUCUACCUCGUUCUCCCAGGGUCAAAAGUGGAGCAGCCAGUGUGCCAUCCAGCCCUCGCAUGGGCCGCAGGCUCUACUCUCAGGGCAAAGCUGGAGGAGAUUCCAGGCAGAGGAAAUACUCCACUGGCUCCCUCAACAGCCUGGGCAUGCACAGCCGCUCUCUGCCACGGCUUCACAACGCAACAGACCCCCCUGCUCUGUCGCUACCGUCCCGUCACUCAGUGGGUUCCCACAGAGGAGUGGGUUCAGCAGGCCCACGGCGCAGUCUCUCCUCCCUAGAGCAGCCACCAGAUGUGACAGUACCAGCAAGCAUGCCCAGCACUCCCAGAAGGGCCAGCCUGGCCUCUCUGAGCUCUCUGGGGAUAGAGAUGGAUGGGACUGGCUUAGAUCUGGGCUUUGGAGAGAGGAGGUUAUCAUUUGGGAAGGGUGGACUGGGUCCGGGACAGAGGGUGGGCAGCAUCAGCUCUUUGAAUGGCAAAGAGGAGCUGAGAGACUAUCACCAACACCAGAGAGAUGAACGACUCAGGGAGCAGAAAGUGCAGAGAUUGGAGUGCCAGCGUCUGGAGACCAUCUUAAACAUGUGCACCGAGCUGGGCCAUGUGGAGAGAGAGCCGGCGGGCUCAGCUGUGUCGGACCUGCAGAAGAUCAAUAAAGAGUUGGAGAAGCUGCAGGUGUCAGACGACGAGUCGGUGUUCUCCGACUCCCCCGGCAGCACUGCUCCAGAGAGCUGCUUCGGGGCCAAAGUCAGAGACUUCCAACUGGCUGAGGAGCAGCAGGUCGGCCAGCGCCAGCAGAGCAGCUACAGGGAGGCCAGGUCCCACUCACCUGCUAUCAGCCUCAACAGCAGUGCUCCCUCACCCUCCUCCCACCACAGAGCCAAAGCUUUGGAGAGUGUGCAGCUGAAACAGGAAGUAACGCAUAUAGAGGAAGAGAGGAUUCAAGUCCUGAACAACAUAGAAGAGCUGGAGCAGAAGAUCAAAGACCUGGACAACCAGAUGGAGGAGUCUGUCAGAGAGAUGGAGGUGGAGUGUGCUCUGCUGGACGGGGAACAGGAGUCGGAGAUGGCUCAGCUGCAGAGGGACAAGGAACUUCUGGACCAACUUAAGGAAAAGAUUCACAGUAGUGAGAAGAAGAGCCACACUGAGAAGUCACAGGAGGCUGACGAGCAGACAAAAAGUUUGGAGGAUUUGGAGUUUCAGAAGCUGGAGAGAGAAAUUAAUCAGGGCGAGGAAAAGGAGAAUCAGAGUCAAGAGGUGCUGCGAGAGAUCGCAGAGUGUCAGCGUCUUACUGUUACACGCAAGGAAAGACUCAUGACGCUGAAAAAACAGUCCACUCAGAUUACCUUACAGGCUCAGCAAGAAAGAGAGAAUUUCCAGAGAGAGAAAAACAACCUGCUCAUCAUGCUCCAGAAGGAGAGAGAGAAACUGGCGUCUUUAGAAGGAAAGUAUGCAGAGUUGUCUGAGGGGCAGGCCUUCACUAACAACCCUGUAACCAUCACAGAGCAGCACUUGCACUCUCUGAAGGAAAGGAGAAGAAGCAGCAAAGAAAACUCUUCCCACCCGAGUGACAGCCUACCUCAUAAGAGGAGCCAGCAGCUCCUCAACUCUUACGGCAGAUCCUUGGGACGCACGCUUCCUCCCAAGGCCCACCUGCCUCUGUCCCAAAGCUCCAGCUGUGGCAGUGUCAUCCCACAAGGCUUCAGCUUCUCUCCCCGGGACCUGAACACCCGCCGACUUCCCAAGACAAGCAACAGCCAUGCACACAUGAAUGAAGACAGACAGAGAAGAAGUGAUUUCUGCAGCAGGAUGGUCUCUGACCCCAACGUGUACUUGGACUCCUUCACCUACCCGGACAACAGUCAGGCCUCAGAUACCGUCAGCGUGGACAGCUCUGACAGCCUGGAGACCAGCUUCUCCGCCUGCUCCCCAGACAACAUCUCCAGUGCCAGUACGUCCAAUAUGGCGAAGAUCGAGGAGAUGGAGCGGUUACUCCGAGAGGCCCAGGUUGAGAAGCAGAGGCUCCUCGAGCAUCGGGAGCGCGAGAUGGAGAUGCGCAGGCAGGCUCUGGAGGAGGAGCGAAGAAGACGGGAGGAACUAGAAAAACGACUGCAGGAGGAGACGAGCAGGAGACAGAGACUUGUGGAGAGAGAAGUGAAACUCAGGGAGAAACAAAGAUCACAGUCCCGGCUGUUGACUCGCUACCUCCCUGUAAGGAAAGACGACUUUGAUCUUCAUGGCCAUAUUGAGGCAGCUGGACACAACCCAGAUGCCUGCUUCCAUCUGGCCAUCACUGAUAAAACCUGUCGAGGCUUUCUGGUCAAAAUGGGCGGAAAGAUCAAGACCUGGAAGAAACGCUGGUUUGUCUUCGACCAGAAUCGCAGGACGCUCACCUACUAUGCAGACAAACAUGAGACCAAGAUGAAAGGAGUCAUUUACUUCCAAGCCAUAGAGGAGGUGUACUAUGACCAUUUAAAGAAUGCACACAAAAGCCCCAACCCCUCGCUGACCUUCAGUGUGAAGACCCACGAUCGGGUGUACUACAUGGUCGCUCCGUCGCCUGAGGCCAUGCGUAUCUGGAUGGAUGUUAUGGUUACGGGUGCUGAAGGACACAUGCAUUUCAUGGUGUAACUGAUCCCAACAGAUCAGGGUACACGCCGCUAGAUUCCUUUGGUAAACAUUGUGACACAUGAGACGGUCCCUCUGCACUCUGCUUGUGUCAGCAGCAAACAACAGCGUUGUGUAGAACUGAGAUUGGAUGUUCAUCAGGUCAACAAAAAAUGAACUUCUGUUUACACUUGUAGUAUUUGUAGCCUACUACUCAUGCUCAAAAGCACACUUUAUAAUGCAAUUAUGUGUAACAGAUCAAAUGAAUCGAUAUACCAGUUUCAUAAUUAAGCUAUUUAGGUUGUUUUUUUAUUUUGUUUAUGUACCGUGAUUUGCUGAAGCAUCACUAAAUGUUGCUUUUCCCUUUUUCCAACUUUCUCCCUCCUUUUAUAAAAUCUCUGCUUGUCUCAUAUUCUCCAUGUUAUUUUUGGCUUUUGUUCAGACAAAACUUCAGGGAUCAGGAAAGCUUCUAAAUGAUCAGAAACCCAACGUCUGCUACAUUUCUAAACCGUGGUACACACUGAUUGUGCUUCACUAUAACAGAUCUGUCUAACAGCUUUCUAUAAACUGCAGCAUUUUGUAAUGUACGUAUCCAAUAUUUAAGUUGUAGGUCCACCUCUGUUUCUUUGCCUUCUUCUUUGUCUUCGCUCCUCUUAACUUGUGGUUGGACUUUACAGUGUUUUUAUUCUACAGUAUAUCUUAGUCAAACUCAAAUGUAUUUUCCCUUUGUAUGUCUGAAUGCCUGAAUCAGAGGGUCACAACUUCUUCCUGAUCUUUUCACAGAUCAUCUGCUCCGUAUCAGUGGUUGCAAGAAUGCACAUUUUUAUUUUAACUCAGAUUUAUUAUUUCUAUAUUGACACUAAUAAUCAAAUUUAAUUAGUGUAAGUAUUAUUUUACAUAGUUAACUCAAGCAUUUUGAUUGCUGCUGCCAAACUAUCAGCAUAACCUGGUCUUAUUUAAAGCAAGGCUGAAUGUCCACCAUCAGUAUUUCUUCAAACCAGAUACAUCUCUCUCUCCUUGCAUCAGCUUUCAUUCCUGUGAGUCUUAAUUUGGGGUUUACUUCAUUCAUGAAGGAGAGAUGAUUAGAGGCACUUUUUACAUUUUAUUGUUAUGUAUUUUUAGCAAACAUGCUACUCAUAAAAGUAGUAACGUUUGCCCAAAUCACAUUGGUACUGUGUUUCAUGCCACUGUGCAGCUAUCUCCCUCUAUCUAUAGUAGUAGCUGGAGGCCUGAUAUGAUAAGGCCAUGUUGUGCAGUAGUGAUGCUAUAUGUACUGCGUCACCCACAUUUUCCUUGGCAUUUCAUUUUGUUUUUUCACCAGCAGAGGUCCUCAGUGCAGAGCUAUUGCACUGAAAUGACGUAAUGCUCUGGCUGGCAGGCCCAUACUCACUUAACUAAAUGAGCAGUUCCUGAAGCAUCACUUGGAGGAUGGAGCGUCAAUGAUCCAUAUUUUCCAAUGCUAUAUGUAUAUCUAUAAAUAUGUGCAUUUAUAAGCACAUGUAUAUCAAGCUUAAGAUUUGCUUUUUUUGAAAGCAAAACAUAAAUCAUUAUUAUGAUCUUGAACACACAGUGAUUUUUAUCAUUUUGAUUUAAAUGUGUUAUAAAAUCAAUAUAUUUGAUCUGUAUAUUCUUUGACUAUUUGCAGUCUGACUGUAUUUGAUAAUGAAUGAUCACUUUAACACCAAGUGACCAGCUGUUGGUUUACAGACUGCAGAUCAGGCUGCAGGGCUGACAGUGUUGCAGAUGAGCUGUUGCCUUUGCUGGAUGCUUCUCAGUGAACAGAGAUAUCUGUCAUGUUAACAUCUCAUCCACAGCCUGUCGUCCACUGUAUGAGACACAAGCCUUGAAACCAAACAAAUGGCCGCUUUGAUAUAUAUUUCUAAAAAAUUUAGUAUUUUAUAUUUUGUAUACGACUGGCGGUAAUUUUAGUCAAGACUAUGCCACGUGUUUUUAUAAUUGACACUUCUCAUGUUUCAGUAUGAAUAAGAAUAAAUAACUUUGAUUGUGACGCAUAUUUGUGAAAUGUUAUGGUAACUUUGUCUGUUGAACAUUAUGUUACACAGGCUGUAAAAACCUGCUCAUGUAAAAUACUGCAGGAUAAAUGGACUCUUGUGUUUUGCUUUGUAUGUUGAAGCACUGAAAAGAAGCUUUAUGAAUCCCAACACGGCAAGAUGAUGUGUUUUCCCAUGGAUAUUGAGUACCAUAGCAUUGUUUUUACACUGUUAUGUAAUGUAUCACCAUGGGAGUCUAUGGCCUUAUUAUACUGUAUAUGGCUGCAUAAUGCCCCUGUAGUGCAGUGUAACUAGACUCAAACCUCUUAAAGGAAUCUGCCUUUUGUUUAUCUUAUAAUAGCCUUUAUGAGAGUCAAUGCUACCAUUACUGUGGCAUUUUGUGCCAAUUCACCAGUUCCCAGUAUACUUGUCUGAAAUGUCUCAGAAACUCAAAAAUAAGAUUUUUCUGGGAAUGUAAUACUAUCUACCAUACUACUCAGUGUGGUGCAGCCACAACUCACCAAAUUAUUUAGCUUUUUGACAGCAUAUUCAAUAAAUCACAUUGUGUAGGUGUUUAGGAUGGGUGUCUUCUGCUGGGUUUCACUUCAUCCACAGACAUACAAUUCAGCAUUGUUUAUUUGUUUUUCUACUUGACUGGUUUAGCUCAGGUCAGUGCAAAAACUGUGUACAGUGGAGCAUUAUUAUGAUACACUAAACUGUUAUAAUGCAAUAAUUCCAUUUUAAAUGGUGUCAAAAGUAAUAACUGAUCUAAUUAGCAUGUAAACUGUGCGUGUGCUCAUUAAGGCACUCAUGGUUUUAAACUCCUCCUCCUGCCUUUCAUUGGUUGACCUACUGGGGUUGGCAUGGAAACACAGAAUGAAGCAUGCUAAAUUAGGUUCUAAAGAGGCGCAUCGUCUCUCCAGAGGCAGAAGUAGACACAAACAUACAGAUCAUAGAAAGCCAGGGUGGCCUCAGUGCAUUAUGGGUGCUGUUGAUCUGUAUAACAUAUUUAAGGGAAGGGGCUGGUCUUAAAGGUACACCAACAACCUAUAAACAGAGGUACUCAGACAGCUUAUGCAAUAGCUCAAAAGUUUAUUCCUGCAUGUUCCCUGGUUGUACUUCACUUAAGGCUGUUGUCAUUAUAACUUACAGUAUAAGCAUGAAAGCCACACUGCUGGGAAAUCAUGUGAAUGAAUGCUGACAAAAGGCAGCAUUCAGUGAAUAUGCCUGUUUCAGUUUCCUCUUUGAAACUGUAGGAAUCAUAUUCACACCAGCCGUUUCCUCUAAUGGAGAGCAUAAUGUAAUUUUUCACACUGUGGCACAAUGUGAGCCCUCAUAAGCAGUCUGAUCUCUGCUCUAACAGGCCUGAUUAUAAAUCUACAUGCUGUUUAAGCCAAUUUUCAAACAUUUUAAUCCCAAAUUGCAGGUGUUAGCAAGAAGCAAACCUGUGUUAUGUCAAAGCCUCAGGGGGAAACUGUUCUUUUUCUCAGGGAGAUACUUUUACCCUCUGUAGUCUGCAUCAGCACCUGAUGUGGUGAAAUCCUCGUGUUUUUCUCAGGCAAAUGAUGGUUCUCUCUUCUCAGCUUGCAGCCUCUGGCUUUCGUAAAGUAAACAGAGGUCUUUUUGUGUCACAUCCACGAUGCUUUUUUUGUAAAAAAUUCACCCUUUGUCCUUUACUCCUUACUCCUAACAUCAGACUCCUCUAAACAUUGCCCCAUGACUCAGAUCAACUUCCCAUCCUUAACCUGCGCUUUUAGUCACACCAAUAAUAGCUGUUAGAGUUGCUUUUCAGUGUUUUUUUUCCUGCAUUUACUUCCUUUGUGCAGCAUUGUAAGUAGUUCACUCCAGCCUUUUGUGUUCAAAUAAUGAUCUGCAUUUUGUUCUUUUCUGCAAUGAUAUCAAACUGAUACUAAACGUCUAAAUCAAGUGA
Molecule: messenger RNA, 7230 nt
Organism: Dicentrarchus labrax (European seabass)
Lineage: Eukaryota; Metazoa; Chordata; Actinopteri; Moronidae
Gene: phldb2a
Product: pleckstrin homology-like domain, family B, member 2a
Exons: 17
Coding region: 232-3333 (1033 amino acids)
Biological process (GO): regulation of microtubule cytoskeleton organization
Cellular component (GO): basal cortex
Source: RefSeq, a predicted model, not a curated record